This is a messenger RNA of Plasmopara halstedii, 258 nucleotides long. RefSeq lists its product as uncharacterized. Lineage: Eukaryota; Oomycota; Peronosporomycetes; Peronosporales; Peronosporaceae. The coding region runs from base 1 to 258 and encodes 85 amino acids. The transcript has 3 exons. The record is from RefSeq and is a predicted model, not a curated record.
AUGUGCAACAAGGCAUCUCGUGCAGAACGAGAAAGAAGGGAUCAACUGUACAUGUUCAGCAGUCCAGCUCUGACAGAAUUUGAGAAAGUGGCUGAGAUGAGCCAACGAAUUAGAGCCUCCGUCUAUGACCUUGCAGCUCUCUGCUGUCCUAAACUUGCUGGUCGAGAUAUGACUGGUUUGUGUCUUGUUCGUCGCGUCAGACCAUACCGCCAACUGCCUGUAUUUGCAGUCAUACUAGGUACUACCCCCUUACGAUAG